This is a messenger RNA of Nicotiana tabacum (common tobacco), 1615 nucleotides long. RefSeq lists its product as uncharacterized. The record is from RefSeq and is a predicted model, not a curated record. Gene Ontology annotation, cellular component: endoplasmic reticulum membrane. Gene Ontology annotation, molecular function: fatty acid elongase activity. Lineage: Eukaryota; Viridiplantae; Streptophyta; Magnoliopsida; Solanales; Solanaceae. Gene Ontology annotation, biological process: very long-chain fatty acid biosynthetic process; fatty acid elongation, polyunsaturated fatty acid; fatty acid elongation, saturated fatty acid.
UUAUAGAUUGAACCCUGAAAAGUUCAGUACUAUGGAAGCUCUUUACUCUAGUGUCCACUACUGGCUAGUUGGCCUCCCAACAAUUAGCAAAUUCGAGUGGAAACAAGGCCACACUUUUGGUUCCUCAAUACUAUUCCUCGCUCUUUCGGUCUCUAUCUACUUGUCUCUCACUCUAUUAUCUCUUCGUUUCGCAUCACACCUCCCCACCCUAUCCGCCACCAUUCUCCACCGCAUCACCGCCGUACACAGUCUUAUCCUCUGCCUCCUCUCUCUCAUCACGGUCGUCGGCUGCAGCCUCUCUGUCCUCCACCAAAUGCCACGUCAUGAUUGGAAAUGGCUCUUUUGCUUCCCACCCAAUCACACUCAUACACGUGGACCCGUGUUCUUUUGGUUUCACGUCUGUUUCCUUUCCAAGAUUCUUGAAUUCAUAGACACCCUUUUAAUCAUUUUAAGUAGUUCUAGAUCAAGGCGACUCUCGUUCCUUCAUGUGUACCACCAUGCAAUGGUGCCUGUUCUUGGUUAUCUUGCGAUCUACACUUCUCAGUCGAUGCUCCAUAUUGUAGUCAUCACGAAUGCUUCAGUUCAUGUUCUAAUGUAUGCCUAUUACUUCCUCUGUGCAAUAGGGAAGAAGCCAUGGUGGAAGAGGUUGGUAACAAACUGUCAAAUUGUUCAGUUCAUUUUUGGAUUUCCAUGUUCAGCUAUGAUGUUGUACUAUCACUUUACUACUAAGCUUGGGUGCUCCGGUUUUGGACCUUGGUGCGCUUGUAUUGCUUUUGAUGUUUCGCUUUUGGCACUUUUUCUUGACUUCCAUUCCAACAACUAUGGCAAGAACAACAGGAAAGGUCAUGAUAAUAAGCUGGAGAAACAGGCAUAACGUCCGUUCUUUAUUUAGCUGCCAGCAACUCUAUUUAGCAUCAUGGACGACCAUGGUUAUUCUGCAGGCUUAUUAGUACUUCCAUUUAUUCACAUCCUUGUUUUCAGAAUGCGAUUCAUUGUCUUGUUCCAAAACGAAUUUUUCUUAUAUUCUUUGACGGGUCCAGAUCAGCUCCAGUGCAUAGAGCUCCAGUAAAUCUCAAUGCACAUUUAGAUGGAAGCCAAGUGCCCCUAUGAUAAUUUAAUGGCCAGAUUUCAUCGUCUGAACUUUUUUGCUAAAUAGGAAAAAAAAUGUAGAAACCGAACACAAAGUAAAGGAAAAGCUCGCUAUUUUGAUUUUUUCACUCCAAAUUCAAAAUCAGAUUCACUGGAAGAAUCUCAAAUCAAUUGUAUUUCUUUGAGCUCACUAGGUUUUUAAAAUGGGUAAACAAAGAAACUAAGCUUCAUUUGACAUUAAAUUGAAUGACAAUCUUAAUAAUGAAUAUUGUAGCAGAGAAGAAAUUUUUUUUGUGUGACACCCAUCUUGUCUGUAGUAUAAAAUACAGUAUAAUUUUUUUUCUCUACAACAUUUGCUCUAUAGCUGUACUAACACUUUGAAGAGGUUCUUCUUAAGAAAAUAAGGUAGGUCGCCAUUGACAACCUCCAUGCUGUCAUCAUGGAAGUAAAUACGAUUGGGUAUCUUUCAACUAAGAGCCCAUUUGGAUGAGCUUGUUUUAAGUGCUUUUAAGCCAAAAUAAUACUU